AUGGCCGCACUGGCGAACGCUGCGAUCAACCACAUCGUCCGCGAGCUCGUUGAACGCCAACAACUCACAUCCCCGGCUGCAUUUGCCACAGCCACAGCCACAUUCACAGCGCCGAACUCCCCUUUGCCCACACCGGUGGGCGUCGAUGGAUUCGACAGCACGGCGAUGACCACGACGACAACAAGCAUAGCAUCCGCACCGACCGCGGUCAUGGCAGCCGGCGGAGGCAGUGCCGGUGAACAGGGCGAGUGCCGCCUGCUUGGCCCCUUCGCGCUCUUCGUACAGCUGGCACUCGGCGGCCUGGCCCUGAUGUCCUUGGUGUACAAGAGAUGGCGGGAACGCCCGCAGCGGCCCCUCAAGAUCUGGUUCUUUGACGCCUCGAAACAGGUGUUCGGCUCGGUCCUGGUGCACGUCGCGAACGUGUUCAUGUCGAUGCUUACCAGUGGGCGCUUCUCCAUAAAGGUUGAGCCGACCACCGCCGCGACGGUGCGGGCAGUGUCGAUGAUGGUGGUCCGCAGCCUGCUGCGGCGGGACGGGCAGGAUGGGGGGCCACCCGACGAUGACUAUACGCCGAACCCUUGCUCGUUCUACCUGUUGAACCUUGCUAUUGAUACGACACUCGGCAUCCCCAUACUUAUCCUCCUCCUUCGUGUGUUCACCGGCCUCGUGUCCUACACGGCCCUGGGCCAACCACCAGAGUCGAUCCAGUCAGGCAACUACGGGAAUCCACCCAACGCGUGGUGGUGGUUCAAGCAGUCGGUCAUCUACUUCUGCGGCCUGUUCGGCAUGAAGCUCUGCGUUCUAAUCAUCUUCCUAAUGCUGCCGUGGAUCUCCCGCGUCGGCGACUGGGCACUUGGCUGGACCGAGGGGAACGAGAGGGUUCAGAUCGUUUUCGUCAUGAUGCUCUUCCCCCUCAUCAUGAACGCCAUGCAGUACUACAUUAUCGACUCCUUCAUCAAGAAGCCGGUCGAUAAGGACGACAACGAGGGCCACGACGGCUCAGGAGCUUCGGGGGGCACGUACGAGAGGAUCGGGGAGCCCGGGAGCGAUGACGACGACGACCCUCACCAGCCCCGUCGGCGCAGCGGGUCGAUUCAGCUGGAGGACGAGGCCGAUGCCAAAUCGACCAAAGAAGGCAAAAAGGUCAAGGGCUCAGCGGAAGAGGAAUAUGACCCCGACCUUGAUGGCGAUAGGAUUGCGGUGGUAGGGAGCGGCUCCUCGCCCGUGAGGGGGGGUGUGAGCAGAGAGCUGUUGCCAAAGGAGUAG
Molecule: messenger RNA, 1266 nt
Organism: Diaporthe batatas
Lineage: Eukaryota; Fungi; Ascomycota; Sordariomycetes; Diaporthales; Diaporthaceae
Exons: 2
Coding region: 1-1266 (421 amino acids)
Cellular component (GO): membrane
Source: RefSeq, a predicted model, not a curated record